Anguilla anguilla (European eel) is the source of this 682-nucleotide messenger RNA. Its product is annotated as caveolin-3-like. NCBI's taxonomy places the organism in Eukaryota, Metazoa, Chordata, Actinopteri, Anguilliformes, Anguillidae. The transcript has 2 exons. The record is from RefSeq and is a predicted model, not a curated record. Gene Ontology annotation, biological process: regulation of membrane potential; caveola assembly. Bases 227 to 679 code for a protein of 150 amino acids. Gene Ontology annotation, molecular function: molecular adaptor activity; transmembrane transporter binding; connexin binding. Gene Ontology annotation, cellular component: caveola.
GGGUACACUAUCUGGCCGUGCCCACUUUCGACAGGAGGGCUCCGGCUGUCGGCUGUGGCAGCUGUCUGCCGGCAUUCCAGGAGUGACAUCACUCACGACAGGCUCUCAGAACCCCGCGACAGCAGCACAGAGUCCCACACCUUAUUCUGUCCCGGCUCCGCUGCAGCUCCCCUGCCCUGCCUCACACCGCCAGCGCUGUGCUCCAGACCGGGACCCCAGUACCGCCAUGGCGGACCAGUACAACACCAACGAGGAGAAGAUCCUGAGGGACAGCCACAACAAGGAGAUUGAUCUGAUCAACAGGGACCCCAAGCAGAUCAACGAGGACGUGGUCAAGGUGGAUUUCGAGGAUGUGAUUGCAGAGCCGGACGGGACCCACAGCCUGGAUGGGGUGUGGAAGGCCAGCUACACCACCUUCACCGUCUCCAAGUACUGGUGCUACCGCAUACUGUCAGCCAUCUUCGGCAUCCCCGUCGCCCUGCUGUGGGGCUUCCUGUUCGCCUGCAUCUCCUUCUGCCACAUCUGGGCCGUCAUGCCCUGCAUCAAGAGCUACCUGAUCGAGACGCAGUGCCUGAGCCGAAUCUACUCCCUCUGCAUCCACACCUUCUGCGACCCCUUCUUUGAGGCUCUGGGCAAGAUCUUCAGCAGCAUUCGGGUGGCCCUGCGCAAAGAGGUGUAGAUC